Molecule: messenger RNA, 4440 nt
Organism: Canis lupus familiaris (dog)
Lineage: Eukaryota; Metazoa; Chordata; Mammalia; Carnivora; Canidae
Gene: TXLNG
Product: taxilin gamma
Exons: 10
Coding region: 51-1619 (522 amino acids)
Biological process (GO): regulation of cell cycle
Molecular function (GO): syntaxin binding
Source: RefSeq, a predicted model, not a curated record
AGGUUCCGUGCCCCUUGUCCGGCCGCUUGUUUGGCUGCUGCCGUCACCUCAUGGCGACGCGGGUAGAGGAGGCAGCGCGGGGAAGAGGCGGCGGCGCCGAGGAGGCUAUUGAGGCCGGACGGAGCGGACGGCGACGCAGCCCGCGGCAAAAGUUUGUGAUUGGCACAAUGGAAGAAGCUGGAAUGUGUGGGUUAGGGGUGAAAUCAGAUAUGUUGCGCAACUCUCAAUCGAAUGAUAUUCUUCAACAUCAAGACUCAAAUUGUGGUGGCACAAGUAACAAGCAUUCAUUGGAAGAGGAUGAAGGCAGUGAUUUUAUUACAAAGAACAGGAGUUUGAUGAGCCCAGCAUACUGCACACAAAAGUCAAGAGAGGAAAUUCCUGGGCGAGAAGCUCGAAUAGAUCCGCCUGACGGUCAGCAGGAUUCAGAAUGCAACAGAAACAAAGAGAAAACUUUAGGAAAAGAAGUUUUGUUAUUGAUGCAAGCCCUAAACACCCUUUCGACUCCAGAAGAGAAGCUGGCAGCUCUCUGUAAGAAAUAUGCUGAUCUUCUGGAGGAAAGCAGGAAUGUUCAGAAGCAAAUGAAGAUUCUGCAGAAGAAGCAAGCCCAGAUCGUGAAAGAGAAAGUUCACUUGCAGAGUGAACACAGCAAGGCUAUCUUGGCAAGAAGCAAACUAGAGUCUCUUUGCAGGGAACUUCAGCGUCACAAUAAGACUUUAAAGGAAGAAAAUAUGCAGCAGGCACGAGAGGAGGAAGAAAGACGUAAAGAAGCCACUGCACACUUCCAAAUUACUUUAAAUGAAAUCCAAGCCCAGCUGGAACAGCAUGACCUACACAACGCCAAACUCCGUCAGGAGAAUAUUGAACUGGGGGAGAAGCUAAAGAAGCUCAUUGAACAGUAUGCCCUGAGAGAGGAGCAUAUUGAUAAAGUAUUCAAACAUAAGGAAUUACAACAACAGCUUGUGGAUGCCAAGCUUCAGCAGACGACACAGCUAAUAAAAGAAGCUGAUGAAAAACAUCAAAGAGAGAGAGAGUUUUUAUUAAAAGAAGCAACAGAAUCGAGGCACAAAUAUGAACAAAUGAAACAGCAAGAAGUACAACUAAAACAGCAGCUUUCUCUUUAUAUGGAUAAGUUUGAAGAAUUCCAGACUACGAUGGCAAAAAGCAACGAACUGUUUACAACCUUCCGGCAGGAAAUGGAAAAGAUGACAAAGAAAAUUAAAAAACUGGAAAAAGAAACAAUAAUCUGGCGUACCAAAUGGGAAAACAAUAACAAAGCACUUCUGCAAAUGGCUGAAGAGAAAACUGUCCGUGAUAAAGAGUACAAGGCCUUUCAAAUAAAACUGGACCGGUUAGAGAAGCUGUGCAGGGCUCUUCAGACCGAGAGGAACGAGCUCAACGAGAAGGUGGAGGUCUUGAAGGAGCAGGUCUCCGGGAGAGCUGCGGGCGAAGACCCGGCGCUGCCUGGGACACAGCCCUGCACUGGCCUGGCGGCCCCCAGGGAGCUGAACACUGCUUCCAGAAGCGCCCUUGGAGGCCCCCUGGAGGCUGCACCCAAGGCCGCGAAGGAGAAAACGGCCAUGUCUGCGGGCGCGGGGCCAGGUAUCGAGUCCGUUGACUGAAAGGAAGUAUGAUCACUGUAUCGAGAGCUCUAUUUUGUGUAUAACUUUCUGUUAGUAGUAACUAUUGGUUUUGUGGUGAAAAUUUUCUUACUUUUUCUACCAUAUCUGUAUUUUCUUAGAACUACUGGACUUAUGUGGUACAGGAGGCUGCUUAGCAGUUUUGAAUAGUUUUCCUCUAUACAUUUUCCUCAGCCGUGUUGCACAUCUGCCUCAUUUCCCUUCAUUGGAAUGCAUGUGACCAUCGCCUUGUCCUAGUUUCCCUGUUCCCUGCACAGAACUAUUCAGAUUUCACUGGAGACAGGGCCGAUCAUCACAAGGGAACUUUGUUCUGAUAAUGGUUCCUUGAUGUGAAAACAAUAUUGAUUCAAACAUGGCCCCCCCCAAUUAAUAAUACUAAAAAAAAAAAAUCUGAUUAGUUUUGUCUCCUAGCCCAUUUAAAUGCUAAGUAAAAAUAAAGUUGGGUUGGGUCAGAAAUAAGUAUAGCAUCCUUGAUCCAAAUUAGCUUUUUGGUAAUACUUCUAUCACUUGACAAAUUGACAUGGCUGCAAGCCUCAAAUACUCAAAGUUUUGGCAGAUUAAGUACAUAAAGCUGUCACUUUUAAAGUCGCAUAUACAGGCAAUUCAUUGGACAAACAAAACAAGGUAAUGUUAUGUGACUACUACUGCUUUGGAUUCAGGUUAGAACCAGAACCCGUUUGAACUUGGACCCCAGAUGGUCACCCUGGAGUAUGGUGGUAUGUUGGCUUUCACGUUGGGAUUUGGGUAGGCGUCCUCCCCUUCUACAGAAGGCAGCGUCAGGAGUGGUCAUUUGAAGACAAGGAGGGUGAGGUUGGUGUAUUGCUCUCAUUAAGCAGAAGUCCCUCUGCUACCUUGAUGCCUUCUGGCUACUUGAAAUUUGGUGAUCAACUAUUUUUGCAAAUCCCGAUAGCAAAGCUCUCCAGGUUUUUUAACUUUUUUUUUUUUUUUAACUUAUUUAUUCAUGAGAGAGAGACAGGCAGAGACAGGCAGAGGGAGAAGCAGGCUCCAGGCAGGGAGCCCGACGCGGGACUCGAUCCCGGGUCUCCAGGAUCACGCCCUGGGCCGGAGGCGGUGCUAAACCGCUGAGCCACCCGGGCUGCCCUCUCCAGGUUUUUUUAAAAGGGAAUUUUAAUUGUGGAUCAUGUUAACCACAACGGGUUUUAUUUCCAAAACAAAGACUGGAACCCACACUAUUAACUGUGGGAAGACUUGGCAGAGUCUUAAGUAGUCUGGAUCUAUUACUUAUGCUUUUGGUCUGGUUCUCACCCCUUUUCUUAGUUACGGUCCUUUUAAGAAAAAAGCCAGUAUUAUCAAGGUCUCUCUACUUGGACUGGGGGAACUUUCCAUAUGAAGCAUGUCACUUCUGAAUUAGUUCCUUAACUUUCCUGUGUUAUGAUGUUGAAUAUGGCUGAGUUACGCAAAUGAUAAGUCAGGUUACACCAUGCAAGUUUGGACUUUUGCAUUGAAAUACUUUACCACAAUUGAUACUAGCACAUUUCAUGGAGCAAAACUAUCAAACUGAGACUGCAAUUGCUCACUGGGCCGAAUUGAGUCCGUUCUGUCCAGUUAACAAGGGUUUUCUCUUUAAAGCGGUCUUGUAAAGUCCUGUUGUAUUCAUGGUCUAAAGUGGGUUGAAAGAAUUGAAAGUUGUCUGAUAAGCUUCCGCCAUUGGUCAUAGGAAUCAAGGGGCCAGACGGUAGAGGAAAAGAAAACCACAGAGCAGGUUCUCUCAUUACUGUCAAAAUGAGUCGGAAGCAAAAACAAUCCCCUCCUCCAACGGCCUCGUAUAAAUAUUCCUUUCUGCUACUAGAUGAUAUGUUGGACUCAUUUCCCCUAGAGGAAACGAAGGUAUAUAUCAGAAAUAUAAUCAACUUUUAAAUUAGUACUAAUCAUGUUUCACAAGAACUCUGCUGGAUGUACAGCUCUUACUGUUAAAGCCAUUCGUGUAGCCCACCACGUUUCUUUGUGGUGCUUGUCCUGUGUGGAAGAUGUAAAUCUUGGACCUGUUGCAUAUUUUCAAGGGCUUUCUAAGCAAUGUGAUUAACAGUCCUUGGCCUGCUGCUUUUGGCUUACUAUGUAUUUUGUAGCUAGAUGCGAUCAUGGUAUUUAAAGGAGCUCGAUUCUCUUUGGGAUGCAUGAGGUGUCCCUUCAGAAUCUUUCCUCCCAUUACCCUGUGAAUAAAAACAAAUGGGCCCCUCUGCGGACACCCCCCUGAAGCAAUCACCUCACCAGCCCAGUGUUGUGGCUUUGUAGCACGCCCUGUAUCCACCGUAUUCUAGAACACUGUAAUGCUGUUAGGCUGGUCCAGAAAAGGUUUAAAUGUCCCAUUCACUUCGACUGCAUUUGUUGCACCAUCAUGGAAUCUUGCUGUGUAUUAUUUAUAGUGGCGGUAGACUCCAAGGAGUAGAGAACACUUGGGUCUUGGAUCAUGGACCAUUUCAUCCUCAGACUUGUUAGGAGUACAUUUCUUGGUCUUGAGACCAGCGUUUUUUAGUUAUGUAUGCAACUGCCUUUAUUACACCUGGUUAUCACAAUUCAAUUCUCAGGUGUUGCAGAAAAAUCUACCUCUUUCAGACUGUAGAUGGAAAUAACUGUGAAAAACAAAUGAUGCAGAGAUCUUCUAGUUUGUGCUAAACACACGGCUUUAUUUUUACAGCCCACGUCUUUCAUGAGGAUACGAAUUGUUCAGAGGCAGUCUUGUUUUGCUUUUCAAAGACAUUUUGUAGAGAUUUUUCACUAAUGUGAAUCUGAUUUUAUCUACUCGAUUCUGUAUAGAUUAAGUAAAUAUGUAUGAUAAAUUUAA